Molecule: messenger RNA, 660 nt
Organism: Pyrenophora tritici-repentis Pt-1C-BFP
Lineage: Eukaryota; Fungi; Ascomycota; Dothideomycetes; Pleosporales; Pleosporaceae
Biological process (GO): N-terminal protein amino acid acetylation
Cellular component (GO): NatA complex
Molecular function (GO): protein-N-terminal-glutamate acetyltransferase activity; protein N-terminal-serine acetyltransferase activity
Source: RefSeq, a predicted model, not a curated record
AUGGAUAUCCGUGUUCUUCGCCCGGAAGAUAUUCCGCAUGUGCAGCUUGCGAAUAUUACGAAUUUGCCUGAGAACUACUUUUGCAAGUACUAUCUGUAUCAUGCGAUGAGUUGGCCGCAGUUGAGCUAUGUGGCUAUUGAUGUCUCUCGCCCCCCGAAAACACCCUACGACCCGCCCAAAAUCGUAGGCUACGUACUCGCCAAAAUGGAAGAAGAGCCCACCGACGGCGUUCAACACGGCCACAUCACCUCGCUCUCGGUAAUGCGCACGCACCGCCGUCUCGGACUAGCCGAGAAGCUCAUGAGACAGUCACAACGCGCAAUGGCAGAAACAUUCAACGCACACUACGUCUCCCUCCACGUCCGUGUCUCCAACCAAGCAGCCCUCCACCUCUACCGCAACACGCUCGGCUUCACCGUCGACAAGGUAGAAGCAAAGUACUAUGCCGACGGCGAAGACGCAUACUCUAUGCGCAUCGAGCUAGCCGACUUGAAGGAUCAGUUGAAGGAGGAAGAGGAGGAGAUUUUCGGGGCUUCCGAGGGCGUGGAUGAGGGCGAGGCGGUGGGUAGUGAGGGCGCGAAGAAGCAGAAGGUCAAGGUGGGGAGGGGGAAGGGCGUGGUUGAUUUGGUGGAGAAGAAUGAGGCGGCUGCUACUGCGUGA